Messenger RNA from Cherax quadricarinatus, 524 nucleotides. Lineage: Eukaryota; Metazoa; Arthropoda; Malacostraca; Decapoda; Parastacidae. The record is from RefSeq and is a predicted model, not a curated record.
AGUGGCCUUUAUAAACCUAACAAGAACAACUGGGAGCAUCUUGUUUCCAUUUAUUUUUUUUUUGGAGGAAGUUUGCUUCUUCUCCAUUACCUGCCCAGGUUUGGGGUAAAAAUCUUCACCAGAGGUCUGGGAGCAGGGCUAAAUACGCCAUACACCGUCACAGACCUUCAAAAACAAGAGGAACAUAAUGUGGUGGUACAUGGUGAUGGUGAUGGUGAUGGUGAUGGUGAUGGUGGGGUGUAGAGCACAACUCGUCGUCAACGUUAACACUCAGAAUGGUGAGGUGUUCAAGGAAACAAUUACUGCAAACAUAUCCGAUGAUUCAGUCAUUUUAGAGUUUCCUCAAAAUGAUGGUACAUAUAUCACACAGCUUAUUGACUUCAAACAAGAGUUGCAGAUCUUUAAAGUGAUUGUCUUAGGUGAAGAGGAAACUGGGUCAGAGUCAGUAUCAGGUUAUGUGCUUCAUUAUGAGAUUUUUCAAAAGCAACUUCAUCUCUUCUGAUGCCAUGUCAAAAUUACGACAG